Molecule: messenger RNA, 296 nt
Organism: Rhincodon typus (whale shark)
Lineage: Eukaryota; Metazoa; Chordata; Chondrichthyes; Orectolobiformes; Rhincodontidae
Product: fructose-2,6-bisphosphatase TIGAR
Exons: 5
Coding region: 9-296 (95 amino acids)
Biological process (GO): fructose 1,6-bisphosphate metabolic process; negative regulation of programmed cell death; negative regulation of glycolytic process
Cellular component (GO): cytosol
Molecular function (GO): fructose-2,6-bisphosphate 2-phosphatase activity
Source: RefSeq, a predicted model, not a curated record
UUGACAGGAUGAGGUUCAGGGUUAUCUUGGUUCGACAACUUUUGGAGAUACUUGAAACUGAUGUGCUGCAAAUUUCUCAUUCCUGUUUGACAGUCCUCAGUGGUGAAACAAGAUACAACAAAGCAAAACUUCUUCAAGGGCAGGGUGUGGAUGAACCAUUGUCCGAGUUUGGCUCCAAGCAGGCUAAGGCUGCAGGCCAGACUCUCGGCAAAAUCAAGUUUUCUCAUGUGUUUUCAAGUGACUUGCAGCGUUAUUACAAAAUGCACACAAACAAGAACAUACCUAUCAAUGAAUAG